AUGUCAUCAUCACCGUCAACAGCAAAGGCCUCCCCCGGCCCAGCGCCCUGGCGCGCCGCCUUUCUCAAAAACGUGACCGAAAUGGCUUCACCAGAAUUCAACCUCGCAACCCUCCACGCCGGCAGCAGCAGCAGCAGCAGCAGCAGCAGCAGCAACAGCACCUCCUCCUCCUCCUCUUCCGCUUCCGUCACCCCGCGCCUCCGCACCGUCAUCUUCCGCGGCCUCUGGGCCUCCCUCCCCGUCAACCCAAAAAACACCGCAGACCUCAAUCCGCCCCUCUACGAAUCCGACCUCCUCACCCUGACAACGGACGCCCGCAUGGCAAAAGUCCCAGACUUUUUCAGUCCACCCUCUUCUUCUUCCUCCAGCAGCAGCAGCCGCAGCGGAGGCGGCGGCCCCGUCGAGGCCUGCUUCUGGACCGACGCCAAAGUCCAAUGGCGCGUCCGCGGCGAAGCCUACCUCCUCGGCCCAGACAUUGACGACAGCAGCAGCAGUAGCACCGCGCAACACGUCCGCGAAACGCUCCUCGCCCGCAUGCGCCGCGUCACCCCAGCCGACGUCAAAAGGCGCCGCGAGCAAGACAUACCCCCCGGCAAGACCGUAGCCCCAGACGACGACGACAACAACUGGACCUUUUCCCGGGAAGUCACGGCGCAUUUCGGGAACCUGAGCCCCGCGAUGCGCGGCACGUUCCGGAACCCGGCGCCGGGCACCUCGCGCGCGGCGAACCCGCCCUCCGACACGCUGAAAUUGGGGCAAAAAGUCGAGGACCUCGAGGACGAGGUCGCGCGGCGCAAUUUUCGCGUCGUGGUGAUUGUGCCGACCGAGGUGGAUCAGACGGACCUGAGCGCGUCGGACGACCCGCGGCGGUAUCUGUACCGGUUCGUCGGGGCCGAGGCCGACGGGACGCCGGCGGGUAGCGCGGAGAGGGUCAAUGGCUGGGAAAAGACUGAAUUAUGGCCAUAG
This is a messenger RNA of Colletotrichum orchidophilum, 966 nucleotides long. RefSeq lists its product as uncharacterized. Lineage: Eukaryota; Fungi; Ascomycota; Sordariomycetes; Glomerellales; Glomerellaceae. The record is from RefSeq and is a predicted model, not a curated record. The transcript has a single exon. Gene Ontology annotation, molecular function: FMN binding. The coding region runs from base 1 to 966 and encodes 321 amino acids.